Paramuricea clavata is the source of this 1070-nucleotide messenger RNA. The record is from the annotation of a GenBank genome assembly. Lineage: Eukaryota; Metazoa; Cnidaria; Anthozoa; Malacalcyonacea; Plexauridae.
AUGCCAACUCAAGGGGAAAAACUCCAAGUGUUUACUGCUGCCACUAAAGAGGGCAUCACAAAGACGGCUUCACAACUUCACAAGAUAGACCCAGGCUUCAAUUUAGAUGUGCUAAUAGAUACGUCCAAGCCUUGCAAGAUUUCAAAGAAGCUAAAAAAAUUCAUGGAUAGUCAUACUCGGAAAGGCCACUAUCAAUUUAGCAUAAAAAAGUGCAAAGAAGAGAAUUGUGCUUGAAGAAUUCCCAGAACCCAACCUGAUUUGUUUGACAAGCUCCACCACUUACCUUAUCCGAUUCCACAUAGAGAUCAUUACAAAUCAUUUCAGGUAUGCUCAAAUGAAAUUGCACCACUCACUGCAUCUACUACAAAAACUGAAAGAUGUGUAUUUUAUAAACGUUGUACUUGUGUUUUAGGAAUUGUAUGGAAAAGAUGAUGAUAGCAAUGAAGAGAAGCACGUACCGUCUAACCAGCUGAAAGCUGCUGCCCGUCAUCGGAUGCCUUUUUCACCAUCCUCCCAUAAGUCCAACAAUGCAAAGACUGUUAUUCAGGUAAAUUUGGACUAAUGUUAAACCUAUUUGCUGUCGUUAGAGUAGAGAACCGGUGUUCUAAAAUAUCAGUGCAAUUAACUUGUAUAAUCUAUUUAAAUUUGUUUUCUUUAUCCAGUGUGAUGACUGUUUGAAGUGGAGAGUGUGUUACGCAAGCCAUGUGCUAAAGAAGAAUCAAAAACGUGAGCUGGAAAGCGAGCUGGACAACAUCGCGUACUCUUGUGGAUCUUGCUUUCAAGAUAUCGAAGACUACCAGGGUGGAAUCUUUGAGCAUGUUUACGUGAAUGACAAGCUUACUUGUGCCUCACCUAUGGAAACUCCAUACUACGUCACGUUUUCAGAUCCUUUAUGUUACUACUGUGGAAGCGAACAUGAUCUGACGUCAACUCCUGAAACGUACCCAAUAUGUGGUGGAUGUAAAGAACUGGGAACAUUGUCAAGAACAGAAUUAAGCGUACCUUCGUCCCAAAAGAAAAGUAGCAUUUUUAAUAGAGCUGUGUACUACAAAUAUUCAUAUUCGGUUUAA